Molecule: messenger RNA, 1158 nt
Organism: Penicillium robsamsonii
Lineage: Eukaryota; Fungi; Ascomycota; Eurotiomycetes; Eurotiales; Aspergillaceae
Product: Aldolase-type TIM barrel
Exons: 3
Coding region: 1-1158 (385 amino acids)
Molecular function (GO): oxidoreductase activity; FMN binding
Source: RefSeq, a predicted model, not a curated record
AUGGAAACUUUCCUCAAUCUAGAUGAGAUUGAAGAAGCCGCCACUAAAAUAGUGAGCAAAAAGGCAUGGGCCUAUUAUUACUCGGCGUGCGAUGACAAGAUCAGUAAGCACAAAAAUACCGAGGUCUACCGCUCCAUCCAAUUAAGACCAAAGGUCUUCGUUGACUGCAAAGAAUGCGAUGUAAACACAAAAUUGUUAGGCAACAAUGUGUCUAUCCCAAUUUAUGUUUCCCCAGCGGCUAUGGCCCGACUAGGGCACCCCUCUGGGGAAGCUGGAAUCGCAGAGGCAUGUCGCAGCUUUGGCGCUUUGCAGAUCAUUUCGAACAGUGCGUCGAUGACGCCUGAGCAGAUUGUUGCGGGUGCUGCCCCGGACCAAUCAUUUGGUUGGCAACUAUAUGUGCAAAACGAUCGAACCAAGAGUGAACGUAUGCUGGAGCGAAUCAAUAAAUUGAGUGCAAUCAAAUUUAUCGCUCUGACACUGGAUUCUCCCGUGACCGGAAAAAGAGAGGACGACGAGCGCAGCGGCAAUGUCAUCAGUUCCGAGGCUCCCUAUCAGACCGACAAAAAUGACUCGGGCAUAAUCCUCCCGGCUGCAGACCCAGUCUUCAAGGGAAUGGAUCCUGCUCUUACAUGGACAGAGACCCUCGCGUGGUUGGCAAAGCACACCAAUCUUCCGGUUGUUCUGAAGGGCAUUCAAACACACGAAGAUGCGUAUAUUGCCAGCCUGCACACCCCCCAAGUCAAAGGAAUCAUCCUUUCAAACCAUGGUGGUCGGUCUCUUGACACGGCUCCUCCUGCCGUCCACACCCUGCUCGAAAUCCGGAAAUACUGCCCCGAGGUCUUCGACAAAAUUGAGGUCUGGGUUGAUGGCGGGAUCAAGAGGGGAACCGAUGUAGUCAAGGCUCUCUGCUUGGGUGCACGAGGCGUUGGAAUAGGAAGAGGUGCGCUCUGGGGCUUGGCAGCUGGAGGAGUGGACGGCGUAAAGAGAACAUUGCAAAUAUUGACUGACGAGACCAAAACAUGCAUGCGACUUCUCGGGGUGAAGAGGAUUGAUGAGCUCGGACCACAACACAUAAACACUCGACAGGUGGAGAAAGAGAUCUAUGAUGGGCCGUCUGGUCUUGAAGCCUGUCGGGCAAACUUCCGGGCAAAACUGUAG